Molecule: messenger RNA, 528 nt
Organism: Trichomonas vaginalis G3
Lineage: Eukaryota; Parabasalia; Trichomonadida; Trichomonadidae
Exons: 1
Coding region: 1-528 (175 amino acids)
Source: RefSeq, a predicted model, not a curated record
AUGGGACUUAGGCUUCGUUUACCGACGCCUUCAGAUUUCCUGAAGCAUAUUUAUUUUAUUGAAGCCUCAGGCAUUGUUGCUGGCCUCGGGCUUGUAAUUUUAAUAUUGCUUGCGAUAUUUUAUACUGACUUCAAAGAUAUUUUCGAUCAUGAUAUCUUCCACAAAUAUAUUAACGUCAAAGUAUUAGUAAUUCUCGGAUUGCUUGUAUCUUGCAUUGUAAUUUCCCUAUUUAUUGUCGAAUUAAUAAUAGUUCUUUUACCAAAAUGCAAAGCAUGCACAGUAAAUGGCAACUAUAUUCUUGCUAUGAUAAUUUUAGAAUACAUAUUUAUAUUAUUCGGAUUUUGCGUUGGUAUUUCAAUGAUUGUAUUCGCUAAACACUACGAUUUUAGUAGUUACGAUGGCCAACAGCUCAGUGCCCUUCAAAGUCUGUUAAAUGUUGGAACUUUCAAAGUAACAGCUUGGGCUAUAUCACUUAUUAUUUUUAUUGUUGUAACUGUUGUUUUUGCUAGGAUGUUCCAAUGUGAAUAA